GAACGAGAGAAAGAACACGAACAGAACGCGAAACCAGGAAGAAGCAGUCACGAUUCAUUGACGACGAGCUGCUGGCUGGCUGAUAUCAAACGUACGCCAUUCGUGUAUUCUACCUUCAAAACAAAGCACAUUUCGCAGCUAACGUUGGGUGAAGAAAAUUUCUAGUGUUGCGUGCCAGUGUAUCGGAUUUUAGUCGAAAGUUUUUAAAAACUAUCGCCAAUCAUGGAUUGUGACGAGUUAACGGUGAUUGAGGAGCAAAAUCAAACGGAGCGCAAGGAAAGUGGUAAACGCGGACGUAAGCCAGGUCGCAAAGCCUCUACCGAGAAGAUUGAUAUGAAGGCUAAGCUUGAACGCAGCCGGCAAAGUGCUCGCGAGUGCCGGGCCCGCAAGAAGCUGCGCUACCAAUAUCUGGAGGAGCUGGUCAGCGAUCGGGAGAAGGCCGUUUUCGAGUUGCGCCGGGAGUUGGAGAAGCUGCAGUACUGGGCCCUUGAAGUUGAGGCCGGCCGUUUUCCCGAGGGCUUGCAGGAGCUGCUUGAGGAACUGGGUGCUCUGAAGCAGGAAUAGAGGAAGCGAGCUUCGAACCAAAUCCUUUGAUUUUUAUACGCCUUCGAUUGGGUUAUUUUUGAGUUUGAUGCUUUAGGAUAGUGUGUAUGUAUGUGGUACAUAUUUAUUGGUUAACAAAAUCGUUUCCAUAUAAAUUGAAUUUAGUUGUGUGUUAUGUAUGAUUCGAACCAUAUUGGUAUUGUUCAGUUUUCAACUGUUGUGUCUCGCUAUAAGUUGAUUUAAGUAUGAUUUUGUGUGAUUUAGUCGCACGAACUUCAGUUUCUAAAAAAAGAUUUAAGAGAGAAAAACCUAAAAAAACAUCGCAAAAUAAAAGAAAAUAACAAAAAAAAAAGUUGAAUUCAACAUUAAACGUUACCUCACUUGUCGAUAAGAUUAAGUACAACCAAACUCAAUGUACAAUAGAACAAGAAAAUAAUAACAAAGAAAAACUAAUCAAUGUAAAUAGAUUCUCCACUAUUCUGUACAAGUCAAUAGUUUGCAACAAAAGCCAAGCUGUAAUUGUAGUCGUUAAACUCCUGUGCUUCUUGAAGUUCCAAAGUAAAUUCUGGAUGAAACCCACAUUGGUGUCAGAUUCAAUAUUAAUUCCUUAACACAAAUAACGUGUAGCAGGUAGAACUCUAGAAAUACACACUCAUCAAUGAAAAAAAAUGAAUGGAACAUGCUCACUUUAUUUUUUGGCGUAAUGGUAUUGAAAACAGAUGAGGACCUAUUUUUGUACUGAGAAUUUUUGGGAAUUAUUGCAAAUAAAUUCAACACAUCGA
Messenger RNA from Uranotaenia lowii, 1325 nucleotides. RefSeq names its product REPTOR-binding partner (gene REPTOR-BP). Gene Ontology annotation, cellular component: nucleus. The transcript has 3 exons. Gene Ontology annotation, molecular function: DNA-binding transcription factor activity. The coding region runs from base 223 to 564 and encodes 113 amino acids. NCBI's taxonomy places the organism in Eukaryota, Metazoa, Arthropoda, Insecta, Diptera, Culicidae. Gene Ontology annotation, biological process: regulation of DNA-templated transcription. The record is from RefSeq and is a predicted model, not a curated record.